CUUGCAAUAAAUAAAAUGAAUUUUUCAUCUUAAACUGAAAUGUGUGGAAUAUUUUGUUGUAUACCGGCGUGGAAAGAAAGUAAUCAUUAUUGUUUAGAAAAUGAAGUGUUAUACACUGUUUUGCGAAACAGAGGUCCGGAUGCUGAAAAAAUUUUAAAUAUCUCCGACGGAACAUUUGCAGGGUUCGUGCUCUGGCAUCAAGGAACGGAAAUAUGUUUUCAACCGAUUGUACCGGACAAUAUCAUAUUACUGUUUAAUGGCGACAUUUUUAAAACCAAUUCAAAGGAGUUGAAGAAUGAAUCUGAUUCUGAUUGGCUUUCAACUCAAUUGGAAAAUUGCCAAAGUGAUAAACUUCUGAUAAAUUUCUUCAAGGAACUUGAAGGUCCCUUCAGUAUAAUUAUGUACAACAAGUAUUCAAAAGACUUGUACUUUGCUCGCGAUUCAAUGGGUCGGAAUUCCCUAAUUGUAGAGAAGAAUAAAGAGCAUCUCUGCAUUCUGAGUGUAGCAAGCCUGUCUAACAAAAAUGCUAUUGAACUGCCGCCAUUGGGUAUUUUCAAAUUAAACAUCGAAGAUUCUGAUAAUUGGACGUUGUUUCCAUGGGUAAGUCUUGACAGAGAUCAGAAUGAUUACAUACGCGUGAUGGAAGGAACAUUCAACAUAAAUAUAAAAUGCCAAUAUAUUAUCGAAUCGCCUUGGCUUCACAGUCCGGCAUUUGCAAAAGAGUUCUCUUUCAAUUUCUAUGACAUGGUUAAAAAUCUAGACGUCCCUGUUCAGGAGCUCUUCAGUGCUCUUUUGAAAAAUGAUGAAAUAGUAGGAGCUUUAGAUAUGUUUUCUGCGCUUCUGAACGAAUCGGUUAAAAGCAGAGUUCAAACUACAACGGGAUAUUGCCGUAAUUGCAUAAGCAAUCGAGAAUUCUGCAAUCAUUCAAAGGUUGCAAUCCUUUAUUCUGGAGGAAUUGAUUGCUCAGUAUUGGCAGUACUAACUGAUAAAUACAUUGAUAAAUCGGAUUCCAUUGAUUUAAUUAACGUCGCUUUUGAGGCGAUUAACUCUAGCGAGCAAACUUGGGAUGUUCCAGAUAGAUUAUCGGCUCGAUCAUCGUAUGAAGAGCUAAAAUUGCUCUGCCCACGAAGAAAAUGGAAUUUCAUAGAAGUUAAUGUUACCAGAAAAGAACUUUUAGACAAGUUGAGUACGCAUCUGAAGCACCUGAUUUACCCACUUAACACUAUUCUUGAUGAAUCUAUCGGUUCGGCGUUUUGGUUUGCAGCACAAGGCAAGGGAUACGUAGAUCAAAGAGAAUGGACGUCAACAGCCAGGGUAGUUAUUCUCGGAAGUGGAGCUGAUGAAUUGUUUGGAGGAUAUAUGCGACAUAGAAAGGCAUAUACUCAAUGCCAGGGUGAUGAUACGGCCAAACAACUGAAUGUGCACAAGGAAAUGGAGAGAGACUGGAAGAGAAUAUUUUCUCGCAAUUUGGCUCGCGAUGAUCGCGUUAUAAGUGACACGGGGAAAACACCCAGAUCCCCUUUUAUCGAAGAACACGUAGUGCAAUUUGUAAGGUCGCUUAAGUCAAGUCAGCGAUGUUGCUUUCUCGUUUCUGGGGAUAAUGGAAGCAAACUAUUUCUAAGACUUUAUGCCCAACAUCUGGGUUUAACAUUUUCAACAUUUUUACGAAAGAGAGCAAUCCAGUUCGGAUCAAAAAUAGCGAACAAAAAUCAAAAGGCUACCGACACAUCAGCAUACAUCAAAUGAAAUAUUGCUAUCAGGUGAAGUUUCCCUCACAUCUAAGCUAAAUUUACUAGACUACAUCAGAUGAUCCGCCUGAAUGGCCGAGUAGGCAGAGUCUCGACUAACAACUCAAUGGUCGUGGGUUCAAAUGUCAAGUGCGGCAGAGUUUUCAAUAAUACCGUCGGCCUUAGAUGCUACUGAUUUAAGGUUUUAGUCUAACAAUUUAUAUCUCUAGCUAAAUAAAUAAUAAUAAUAUCUCAGAAGGGACUUGUCGAGUGCAGCAACUCUGUGUUCCUUGUUAGCAUAGUUUUAAUAAAGCGAAAAGUUUCUUUGAAACAAAAUACAAUUAAUAAAGC
Molecule: messenger RNA, 2078 nt
Organism: Glossina fuscipes
Lineage: Eukaryota; Metazoa; Arthropoda; Insecta; Diptera; Glossinidae
Product: asparagine synthetase domain-containing protein CG17486
Exons: 1
Coding region: 40-1746 (568 amino acids)
Molecular function (GO): asparagine synthase (glutamine-hydrolyzing) activity
Source: RefSeq, a predicted model, not a curated record